UUGCGCUGAGCGAUACACAGUCGGCUACUGAAAGACAAAGCCACGGUGCCAAUUUGAAGAUGAAACUCAUCGUGGUGUUGGCGAUUCUCAGCUUCAUCACAUGGAUGAGCUCGGUCCAUGCAAUGCAUGGACCCGUGUCCGGCUGUUGUCUUCUUUUAACCACCACCAGAGUUAAUAUUGACCAAAUUAAGAAUUACACAAUACAGGUUGAAGGUGUCUGUCAUGUCACAGCCAUAAGGUUUCAGACGGAGCGUGGAUUUAGAAUUUGCUCCGACCCCCAGACCCCCUGGGCCAAAAAAGCCAAGUUGAAGGUGGACAAGGAGGCAAAACGGUUGCUUGAGAUUGAGCAGAAUAAACAGGCAUCCACAAGUGACUUUGCAUCAACAGUCCCCAGUACAACAAAGAAAGCCACGGUGAAGGUGGACGAGGAGGCGAAAGGGUUGCCUGACAUGGAACAGGAUACACAGGCAUCCACAAGUGACUUCGCAUCAACAGUCCCCACUACAACAAAAAAAUCCACGGGGAAGGUGGAUGAGGAGGCGAAAGGGUUGCCUGACAUGGAACAGGAUACAUCCACAAGUGACCUCGCAUCAACAGUCCCCACUACAACAAAAAAAGCCACGGUGAAGGUGGUUGAGGAGGCAAAAGGGUUGCUAGAGAUGGAACAGAAUACUCAGGCAUCCACCUCUGACCCCCAGAGCGAUUGGGCAAAAACAGCCACAGUGAAGGUGGACGAGGAGGCAAAAGGGUUGCUUGAGAUGGAGCAGAAUACACAGGCAUCCACAAGUGACUUCCCAUCAACAGUCCCCAGUACAACAAAGAAAGCACCAGUGAAGAAAGGCAGGAAAGCCAGGAGGCGGAGGCGGAGGCGGCGGCUUAGGAGCAGAUGUUUGAGGAAGGGGAAAUGUUUCUGAUGGCGUCUUUCAAACCUGCUAUGUAACAUUAACAGCAAAGAAAACUGAAAUGUAUUAUUAUCAAGAUUAAACAUCCAGAAUAUAUAUAGCUGUGAUGUCAGGACUCUGGUCUCUAGUUUUAUUCCAGAUGCCAACCCCACACCAUUUUUACUGUAUUUCCCAGGUGUGUGGAUUAAUAAAGUUUUAUCUUAUCCUAUGUUAAGUUUGUGUUGACCGUACCUUAUGUAAACCUGUGCGUAUGCCCGUCAAAGUAUUUUGCACUGUCACUUCCCAAUAAAGUCUU
This is a messenger RNA of Limanda limanda (common dab), 1197 nucleotides long. Its product is annotated as integumentary mucin A.1-like. Bases 60 to 914 code for a protein of 284 amino acids. The record is from RefSeq and is a predicted model, not a curated record. Gene Ontology annotation, biological process: chemokine-mediated signaling pathway; cellular response to interleukin-1; positive regulation of ERK1 and ERK2 cascade. Gene Ontology annotation, cellular component: extracellular region. The transcript is spliced from 3 exons. Lineage: Eukaryota; Metazoa; Chordata; Actinopteri; Pleuronectiformes; Pleuronectidae. Gene Ontology annotation, molecular function: CCR chemokine receptor binding; chemokine activity.